ACAAGAUCGCAUGUCAAACUAGAAGGAUGGAGGUGAGAGGAGAUAGGGCUCCAGAGUGGAGCAAGCCCCUUCUGUCCCCUUGAACUUCCUGCCGGUGCAUGGGUUACCUCUCAUUAAAUUUAGUAGUACUUGUUGCUUUGGUGUAGUGAAAUGAAUGCCUUGAUGAAAUUGCAUUGCACCAUUUUUGAAAGAGAGAAUACUCAAACAUGUCACUUCUGUUUCUUGCAAGCAACUGUGAUCCUGAGCUGUGCACACUUCUGGUUGGGAUUAUUUCUGGUUUCUACUUCCUGUUUGAAGAUGUGGCAUGGAGAGUGCUCUGCUUUGACCUGAAGUAUUUUAUCUAUCCUCAGUCUCAGGACACUGUUGAUGGAAUUAAGGCCAAGCACAUCUGCAAAAAAGACAUUGCUGGAGGAGGUGCAAAGAGCUGGAAACCAAGUCUCCAGUCCUGGGAAAAGCAGUGGUAUGGAAAAGCAAUGGAAAGAGGCCCAUCAAUGAGAGAGACAACAUUUAGACAGGAGUACUGGACAUUUGAAAAUUCUUACACCCUGUGAUGUGACAUGGAGAAGUGACCAACACAACUUUGCCAACUAUACUCCAUUCUUAGUAACUGCCGAUUAGGAAGGAUUUCUUUCUAAGUCUGUCACUAAUUCAACUGUUAUUCAUAAGAGAAGUAGAGGCAAAUGAUAGCAGCUUGAUCGUUGAUUUUUGAUUUAGAUGAUCAAUGAUGUUCAGAAUAGUGUUUGUAUGUGUGAGCAUGGAUGUGUAUGUCGUGUGUGUGUGUGUAUGUGGUGUGUGUGUCUGUGUAUGUGGUGUGUGUGUCUGUGUAUAUUGUGUGUGUGUGCAUGCGUGUGUGCAGUGUAGCUAUCACCACAUUCCCUGUGGUGGUGUGUCUCUUCUCUGGGAUUUGUUCUUCUAGAAUCUCCCACCUUUUAGAACCACUUUAAGAUAUUUCUUUAUUCUCUCCAACCAUCCUGGCAAUCUUUUUAUCCUUAAACAGGAGUAAAUUCCUACAGCUGAAUCUAUUCAGGAUUUCUGUGUGUAUGUGUGAAAAUUUAUAUGAUGCUCAAUCCUUUAAAAAUCUUUUAUUCAAGUAACUUUAAAAGUAAAACACAAGGUGUUUUAUCAUAAAAAGUGAGAGAUGUUAGUCCACUUAAUUUCUUGCUUGCUUUCUUUUGUGUCCCUAGAUUACUUUAGCCUCUGUUUCCAGCCAGCAGUGGAAACAGCAAGGGUGAGGGUCUUAGGAGUUGACAUGUAAGACCUAUUACUUCCCUUUGAAGUUCAGAACCAAUUUAGAGUUAACAGCCAAGAGACACACAAAUAGAGAUCUUAUUUCAGCUUUAUUACUGAUAAAACCAUCUGGAGAAUGUGUUUUUAAAUUUGUGUGCAAAUGGCUUGCUCAGACACCCUGAUUGGAUUAGUUGGAUUCAUACCCCCAGCCAUGGACAGCUCUGGGCAUUUCCAGGCACCACCAUGGGGCCGGCCUGGCCUGCUAGGCAGAGAGAGAACCAUUGUGGUUUGCAGAAUAUACUGUAAUCAGUUUCCUCUACUAACUCCUUUAGUUAGAAAAGUCACUCAUCACCUGAUGAUAGAGGGGCCAGAAGGGCAUGUUACACUCAAGUGCCUCCCCAUGGAAACAUGAAGAGUGAGGAAUAACUGUUCCUUCCUAAGAGCAAGUAGGAUUGAUUAAUCCCUUGAACCACAAUAUGCAGUAAGACAAGCAAUUUAUGUAGGGACUUGAGUUCUGCAGUUAGUGUACUUAUCUCUGGUAGGAGGCAUUCCAUGUUUUUAAGGCAGUCCUGUUUGUGUCUGUUGGCCCCUUGUUUUUUUACUUAAGCUCCUUUCACUCUCAAACAUGUUCUAGUAUGCCCGGCCUCAUGUGGAUAAUUAAUUAUAUAAUGCCCGUAGUGUCUGGGGAUAAAGAAGUCAAUAGAUUGAAUCUCCUUAGAUAGCCUGACAGUAAACUUAUACUUGUGUUAUUCUUGGAGUUUGAGAUUGUUUUCCAGGAUAUCCAUUUGGUGGAAUUUCAUAUUAUUGAGAACUGAAACUAUUCAUCAGUGUGAACAAUAACAACAGUGUUUGCAGCAAUGAGAAACCACCACUUCCUAUGUGACUUUGUUGAAGACCUUUCCAGAUUGCAUAUAAUGUCCCUCUGGACUAGACUUUAUUUUUUCAGAGAUGGUGAUUUAAAGUGAAUUUCCUCCCUUUCCAUGACCACACCUGCAGCAUUUAUUGAAGGUUUUGUCUUUUAAGACCCAGGGAUUAUGAUGGUAUUAAGUCUCCAGAAAGUGAAGCUUUCCUGGGCGAUGGGAAACAUAAGAAACAAACUGAGAAAUGGGGGUUAAGAGUAGAACCGAAGAAGACUCCAGGACACGUCCUGGAGAAGUGAUAUUUAUAGCAGGAUAUAGAAAAUGAUUCCAGCCCCGUAGCAUGGGAAGAAAUGGCUGUGUGACCGGAAUCCAAGGCAAACUGUUUGCCUGCUCUCAUGCAUUAAGCUAUAAGAGGGCAAACUGUUAUCAGCAAGACUGCACAUGCUCAAAUAUAUUGCCCCUGGUUAUUUAAAUGUCUAUUAAAAGUGUUCCAAUUUAGGGUCAGGAUUUGAAUUUCUUCUAUUAAUUGAUGAAAAUUUGUGAGGCUCUGUCAGAAACCAUUUUCUUUAUGAGGGCUCCAAAGUAAAAGAGGUGUUAGCUGGGUAGCUGGGCUGCUAUUCUUAGUAAACCCCCUCUCCUCCUGCUGUGCUGACAUACUAAUAUUUUACUCAGCAUUUGAAAAAUCCUUUGGCUGCAAUUAAAAGUCCUGUAAGUCUGAGUGGGUAUACGGAGGCUAGGGUAAAAAUUAAGUAUUUGCUUCCCACACAUUUUUUUUUUUGAAUAUGUGACUCUUACUAUACUGAGGAUGUCAGAAUACCAUUCAGAUAUCAAUGAAUUUAUUUAUUUAAAUAUAAUUAUAAACAUUUAAAUCCUGAAGCACUUCUAAAUGAAAUGUAUUUUCAGGUUUUAUUUUACUGAGAGAGAAGUGCAGAGCCCAAGGAAUGAAUUAAUUAUUAGUCAAAAGAUGACAUAAGUGUGAAGACCAAGAGGGGAAAGGUGGUAUGUUGUAUUUAAGAUAUAAGUGGAAAUUCAAUAUAUUUAAAGCGUGGAGUUUGAGAGAAAGAGAGUGGUGGGAGGUGAGUCUGAAGAGGUGUAGGAACCAAAUCUCCAUCUACGGGAAGGUCCUGGAAGCCAUGGUAAGGAUAUUGGUGUUUCUAAAGGUGCCCAAGAGAGCAGGAGAGGGGAAGAGAGGUCAGAGGUGCCCAAAAAGGGGUCUGUGUCCAGAGAGCUAACUGAGCACACAUGUCUAUUUCCCUCUUGGUUCCACUUUCCUUUCAUGACUUAUAGUGCAUCAUUAAGAAGAGUAUGUCUUAGAGAGAACUGGAUGAUUAGAGGAGAAGUGGUCAUUGAAUUAAAACUUGUGAUGAAUUCUUGGAAGGUAGACAGAGGUGCCAAAGCCCAAGAUAGACAUCAGAGAAAAGACAGAGGAAGGUGAGAACACCUAGCUCCCAUUCAGGGGAAAACAUUUUGGGUAAACAAUGCUACAUAACUGUAGACAAAACACAUGACAGUAAUUUGCACUUGUUAACCUAGUUAACCUCAUUUUCCAGUCAUCAAAAGAAGGAGAUAACUGAAGCUUAUUAGAUCUUCAAGGAAAACCAAGAUCAUGGGGGAAAAACGACUGAACAAUCACAUAGAAAAUAAUUAUUUAGCACUUAAUUAUUGCCAGGGACUCUUCUAAAACCUUUUCUUAAAUUAACUCAUUCAAUCCUCAACAACUCUGAGAGGUACUGUUAUUAUCCUUAAGAUGAGGGAACUGAGGAACCGAGAGGUUAAGCAAUUUGCCUUUGGUUCAUAUAGCUAAUGACGUGGAGAUUUGAACUUAGGCUGUUUGUCUCCCAAGCCUAUGUUCUUAAAUUUGGGGAAAUAGUAAAGAUAAUUUCCACAAUGUGAAGACAGUUAUCAGCCUUAAGGAUGAAAGGAUGGUGCAAGUACCAUGCCCAGUGAGUGACAGAGUAUCAAGGCUGGUAGAGCCUGGUGAAAGCACAAGUUUUCAGAAAAGAGGGAAACAAACAAUUCCUAUAAAGUUAAGAAAAUCACAUUGACACCAGACUUCUCAUUGGUAGAGACCACAAAGCCCUUUUCAAAAGUGGGUCAAACUGGCAGGCUGAGCACAUAUCCUUCCUUCCCUUUCUGUCAAAAGAUGGGACAUUGUCUUCAAUUUUGAAUGACUUACACAGCAAAACAUUCAAAUUUAUGGAAAGAAAUGAAGACAAUUUUAGACAUGCCAGACUCAUGGUUUACUAUACAACAACCAUCUCAGAAAGAAUUAUUCAGUAAUAGCAUCAAAAUGAAAAAUAAAUCAAAGAAAUAAGGUAGUAAUCAAAAUAAGAGUUAAGUAACUACUGACAUAUAUAAGGAAAGUAGUAACCAUUCGGAACUAAAAACAAUGGUAUAUGUUGCUGGAGGAGCAGUGUGGGGAGGGUGAGUAUGGCAGCAUAGUGCGAUUUCUUUUUGUUUCUGGAGAAAAUAUAAAAGUAAACAAGCUUAGUUUUGUGUGUAUUUUCUUUUAGAGAUGGGGUUUCACCAUGUUGCCCAGGUUGGACUCAAAUUCUUGAGCUCAAGCAAUCCUUCAACCUCAGCCUCUUGAGUAACAAGGAUUCUAGUCACAUUCCACUGUGACUGGCUCCAUACAAAUAUGUGAAGAGCAAGUAUUACAAACACGGUAUUAGGAUUUAUUACUUCUAGACCACUAGAGGGGAAAAUGGGAUAAAGAAUAAACAAUGAAACCAAAGACAAGGAAGUGAAAUAAAUAAAAACAAAAAUUAAAAAGAGAAAACAGAACCAACAAUGAAUGUGAAAUAGAAACAAAUAAUACAGCAGAAUUAAGUUUGAAUAUAACAUUAAUCCCAAUUAAUGUAAAUAAGUGAAAUUCUGCUCUUCAAAAAUGGGUACUCUGAGAAUAGACAAGCAAGUCAAAUCCCACAAACCGCUGUAACAGGGUUUGAAAAACAAUAAUAAGUUUUUUUCCUCAAAUAAAUGAUACUCCAGUGUCAUGCACAAAUCUUAAUUCUGUGCUUUUAAAUAGAUAUUAAAAAUUAUUCCUAAUUUAUUAAAAGAAAAAUCUUACUUGAUCGUGAUGUGUUUUACUCAACAAUAGAAGGAUGGCUCAACAUUCAGAAAUAUAUUACUUUAGCUCAGUAUAACAUAGAUUAAAGAAAAAAUCACAUUCAUUCAUAGAAAUAUAUUAGUUGUAUUCUUGUAAAUGCAGCUCUUUCUCAUUGAUUUAUAAAAGCUCCUUAUGUAUU
Molecule: messenger RNA, 5335 nt
Organism: Gorilla gorilla gorilla (western lowland gorilla)
Lineage: Eukaryota; Metazoa; Chordata; Mammalia; Primates; Hominidae
Exons: 4
Coding region: 207-551 (114 amino acids)
Source: RefSeq, a predicted model, not a curated record